GAUCUGGGUUAAGGGCAAGGAGAUGAAGCAGAAAGGACACGAAACAAUUCCGAGGCGGACAGUUCAGGAAGCAUGUGGCUAGGAUUCAGGGGACGGAGUUGUUAGAUUUGUUAGAUCGCUCCCGGCCCCGGCACUUGGUGAACUUAUUGAAAGGAGCAGAACAGACAUCCGCAGACUUCCUGUUUGGUAUCUUGUUUUGUUUUGUUUCACUCCUCCCCCAAAAGAAAGUGGGGGACUUCUCUUUGGGGUCCCCCUCCCCCCCUUUUUUUUAGCCACUUGCAAGGGCCUCCCCCUUGUAAAGCCGUGGCUCUGCAAAAGGUCUAGGGUGCUAAGGAGACCUCCUCCAUCCGAGGGCUAUGGAACGGAUAGAGGUGAUCAACAUCCAGCGCCUUCUGGAGGCAGCUGAAUAUCUGGAGCGCAGAGAGAGAGAAUGUGAACAUGGUUAUGCUUCGACCUUCCCUUCCAUGCCGAGCCUUGGACUGCAGGACCCAAAGCCACCACAGAGGCUGAGCCGGGCAAGGAAGCAUAGCAGUGGAGGUAGCAGUACAGGCACUGCUAACAGGUCUACGCACAAUGAGCUAGAGAAGAACCGACGAGCUCACCUUCGCCUGUGUCUAGAACGUUUAAAAGUUCUGAUACCACUAGGACCUGACUGCACCAGACACACAACCCUUGGGCUGCUCAACAAAGCCAAAGCACAUAUCAAGAAACUUGAAGAGGCUGACAGGAGAAGCCAGCAUCAGCUUGAAAACUUGGAAAGAGAGCAGAGGUUCUUAAAGCGAAGACUGGAGCAGCUGCAGGGCUCUCAGGAGAUAGAACGAAUACGAAUGGACAGCACUGGAUCUACCAUUUCCUCAGAUCGCUCUGAUUCAGAGCGGGAAGAAAUUGAGGUGGAUGUGGAAAGCACAGAGUUCUCCCAUGGAGACGUGGAUGAUAUCAGCACAACCAGUACGAGUGACAUUGAUGACCACAGCAGUUUGCAGAGUGUUGGGAGUGAUGAAGGUUACUCCAGCGCUAGUGUCAAGCUCUCCUUCACUUCCUAAAGCAUGGUGCUAGGGCAGAGCAGAUGAAUUCUUUGGGGCAAUUGAAGUUCUUGCAGCAGGGCUUAGAUACAGUGUUUUUCCUUCUCCAAAUCACACAUCAACAGCUAAGCUUGAAAAGAUGCAACUCUAAAACAGCUCCAUGGGCCAACAGGAGGGUGGGAAUCCAACAGGGGAAUGAACCACUCUCCAAACUGUCAUAGCCCCAGAUCCUAACUUAGCGCUGAAUCCAUAGCUAUUUUGAACUGAGAAAGCACUCCAGUAAUCUUCAGUUGGACUGAGUUGGCUUCAGCUGGACUGCCCAUGUAUAGUGGAAGGUUUUGCUCAGAGAUUAUUUAAUUGGAAAGAGGGUCUUGGUGAUUCAGGCUCUUUCAUAAGUUGUCACUUCUCCUGAAAAGUGACCCAUUUUUUUACCCCUUCUCCAUAUCCAGACUUAACAAACCCUUUGUGGUGCUAAUAGAACAAGUCUGUCCAAUAUACAUGGUAAUAAUUUAGCAUACAUGGGAGAUACCUAUGUAUGUGUCCCAAGCUUAUGGGACAAAGUAGCUAAGGUGAGUUUAUUGGAUCAGCCUCUUCCGAUGAGUUUGCACAAUAUUCUGAACGACAAAGCUUCUUUUUCAGGCUUCUGAAAAAUUCCAGCACUCAGCUCAAAGCAGACUUUUUUUUCUCUUAAAUUGAACAAGAGAACUAUGAAGUUGGACAGUUUGUGUACUCUCACCAGCAGAAGCUAGUUCAAUCACUGCUUUCUACCCAACUGGGUUUCUCUAGCCAGCUUUGAUCAUUGUUACCUAACAAUAAUAACAGUAAUAGUGAGAAGCUCUGCUCAUGCCCUGUGAAAGAGAGGUGCUGGAAAUCUGGAAGCAGUUCCCAUUCAGUUCAACUUUCCACUGGACAUUGUUUUGAGGCAAGAGCUCGUGCCACAGGGUUUAGCACUAGGGGAUCAAGCUGUAAUUUACCAGCACAAAGUGCAACUGCUCUCUGGAUUCAGUGGCUGCAGAAGUAACUCCUGACCUAGAGUAUGAUCCUCGCAACACAGAGAGUGAAAGGCAGAGAGAUGAGCCUGUACAAGGAAUGACAUUCAGGAAAGGCACAGCCUCUGUUCUGAGCCACAAUGACCUUUUUUUUUUCUUUUGCAGAUUAUUUUGAUAAAUGUUUGUAAAAGUGUUCAGGUGACAGAACCUACAUGCAACAAUGUCUUUUUAGAAAUCAUAGGCAUGAUUCUGCAAAUGUCUUUUAUAAUUGACACCAAUUGAAAGGGACCUGUUUUUCCUGCUGCCAGGCACAAAAGGAACAGGAACUCUCCUCGGGUUUUAUGGCUCUUCCUUUGGUUUCCUUUUUGGAGUACCUUUGCAAACUUUGCCACCUGGAUCCUUAUCCAUAGUUAACAUAGCACGUCUCUCGUUGGCAACAGACUGCCAGAGUGGUUUUCCAGGGAAAGCCUACAGUUCGCACCUGUGCAGAAACUGUUGCUAUUAACAAAAAUAAUAUUGUAUCCAAUGUUUUAUCAUUUUUCCUUUGAGAUGAGCUUUCUAACCUGCACUUUGAGGUCUUCUUUGCUUUCUUUUAAGCUUUUUAUCCACAAGGAUUCGUAUUGUUCCUUUAUCAAGUUUUAAACUUUGCUCCUUUUUUAAAAAAAGAGACCUCAUUUAUGACACUUGUUUGUUCACCUUUUAAGUAAUUUGCCUACCCUUCAUUACUAAAGAAAAAUAAGAAAAAAAAUGCUUUAUAAAACUCAUAACUUAUUGCUGAUUAUAAUUAAUGGGUUAUUAAUUUCAAUCCUGUAGAUUUAAUGUUAUUAUUUUAGAUAGGACUGGGCAACAGUAAAAAGACAAAAAAUUAAAAAAACACACAAGGUAACCUCAUUUAGCAGUGCAGUGGAAUUGUGUUUAAAUGUUAGCAAUGGUUCUGCUUAAUAGUAGCACUUUAACACCAUUAAACAUUUCUGUAUCUGAAAUGCACUGUGUUCUGCCAUCUUGGUCACUCAUGAGACUUUAGACUGCCCAUGUUCGUUGUGCCUGGAAGUUUUUUUUAUAUAUAUAAACCUGUUGGCCAUGUGAUUAGAUGACCCCAAAUGACUUAUGUAGAUUUUGUCUUAAUACAGAUAUGCUGUGUGUGUGUAUUUAAACCCAUGUUAUUCAUUCACUCCAGAGCUAUUGUGUCAUAUAAUAUGCAAGACACAAAUUUUAGAACCUGUGUCAUGAAAUAGAAACAUAAUGCCACAGGGUUAUAGUGUGUUUAUAGCAGGGGGUUUAAUUUUUUUACCUGUUUAUUAAAGUGUGGAUCCAGUUGUUUAUCCUUA
This is a messenger RNA of Heteronotia binoei (common prickly gecko), 3339 nucleotides long. RefSeq names its product MAX interactor 1, dimerization protein (gene MXI1). Bases 357 to 1043 code for a protein of 228 amino acids. The record is from RefSeq and is a predicted model, not a curated record. Gene Ontology annotation, molecular function: protein dimerization activity; RNA polymerase II cis-regulatory region sequence-specific DNA binding; DNA-binding transcription factor activity, RNA polymerase II-specific. Gene Ontology annotation, biological process: regulation of transcription by RNA polymerase II. The transcript has 6 exons. Lineage: Eukaryota; Metazoa; Chordata; Lepidosauria; Squamata; Gekkonidae.